Molecule: messenger RNA, 1507 nt
Organism: Prosopis cineraria
Lineage: Eukaryota; Viridiplantae; Streptophyta; Magnoliopsida; Fabales; Fabaceae
Exons: 3
Coding region: 567-1025 (152 amino acids)
Biological process (GO): protein localization to Golgi apparatus; Golgi to plasma membrane protein transport; Golgi to endosome transport
Cellular component (GO): trans-Golgi network; Golgi membrane
Source: RefSeq, a predicted model, not a curated record
UGGAUCGUGAAACGAAUAGCGACCCAAGUAAACGGCAUGUUGAGACGAAUUUGGGUUCAAUGACUGAAUGGGUGUACGAUAAAAUUCAGAUCAAUAGUUUAAAUAAAACUCACUCACGGGAGCUUUGUGGAGAAUGGCUCUGAUUCGUCGUUCUCCAAUUCCAUGACAUCUCUCUUGGCUUGAAAGCUGUAGAAAUACAUUCAAUUCUUGUCGUCCAUCUUGAUCUCAAACUAUUCGUUUUCUCAAGAUCUUCAAUCUGAGGCUCGAAUUGUCUGUAUUUGUUCGACGAAUUGGCUGCUGUUAUGUCAAGAUCAACACGUGAAAUACGCUAUCAAAAUUUAUCGCUUGCAGAUCUUAAUGCAGAUGAGUGGAAUGGAAGAAAUGAACGUAGCAAGCCUGGUUGGGGUUUGAAGUUUCGUGAAAACUUCCGUUGAACAAUUUUAUCGCCUUGUGGGUAGAAGGCUACAUUAGUUUACGAAUUUUAGAUAUUAAAUUGCGUUUCUUCAGGGUUUGUUACUGAAUAAUAUGUACUGAAGAUAAAGUGCUUGCGAGAAUUGCUUGCGGUCAUGUUUUAUGGUGUGGCGGCAUGGGACCCCUGGCUUAUUAUUGCACAGAUUGUUUGUCUUCAAUGCUUAUACUAUAUCACUCUUGGACUCUUCUUAGCGAUACUUGUCGGGACACGGGUGUCUUGGCUGAGCCUCGUAUAUUUCUUUGAUUAUGCAACCAUCACUACCUCUACCGUGUCUGGUUGGUGUGUCAUUGCUUCAUUGCUUCUCAGCUCAGUUGCGGGGGCUGCUUACAUGCUUUUUUUUAUUGAAAGGGCGAAGAAGUGCUUGGACUUUUCAGCCACCCUCUACAUCAUUCAUAUUUUUAUCUACAUAGUUUACGGAGGUUGGCCAUCUUCCAUAACACGGUGGAUUGUGAAUGGUACUGGAAUUGCAAUGACGGCAUUGCUAGGUGAAUAUUUGUGCAUCAGGCGUGAACUGCAGGAUAUACCAAUAACGCGAUACCAUUCAAGUGUUUGAUUGGCAGAAGACUGAAGUUGCUUAAAGUCCUAAAAAAUCGUCUUGCGACACUGCAACUGCUGUUGUUUGUGUCUUGUAUUUGGAUGACCUCCUAUAUGGAGUCCUUAAAGUGCAUAAUUUUGUUAUGCAAUUGAAAGAAUGGUCUUUUCCCGUGUUUUCCUCUUUAGCUACAGGGAAGAAAACUCAGAUAAUCAGAGCUGACUGGGUACACCAUUUUUCAGGGAAUUAUUCAACUCUUGAAAUUAGUGAUUCUUUUAUCUUUCUUUUUCCUCGUGGUUUUUGGGUCAUGUGGGUAGUUGAUGGAGCUUCCAUUCUUUUACACUAUUGUGGGUUCUAAGGUCUGCUUACAACCUUAACAUUUGUUAAAUGUUGCAUAGCUUUCUGCCCAAGAUUGUUGAGUUAGAAAAUCGAAUGAACCACUGGCACAGACUUGUUUUACCUUAUUAUUUCAUCAAUAUCGGAUUCAAAUUUGCAGUUGGUCA